Dalotia coriaria is the source of this 1719-nucleotide messenger RNA. RefSeq names its product cytochrome P450 9e2-like. The record is from RefSeq and is a predicted model, not a curated record. NCBI's taxonomy places the organism in Eukaryota, Metazoa, Arthropoda, Insecta, Coleoptera, Staphylinidae. The transcript has 3 exons. Gene Ontology annotation, molecular function: heme binding; oxidoreductase activity, acting on paired donors, with incorporation or reduction of molecular oxygen; iron ion binding. Bases 154 to 1587 code for a protein of 477 amino acids.
GGGUGUUAAUAUUUGUGGCAUCAGUAUUGCUGUUUUAUUAUUUCCUAAUAAAACCUCAACUGUACUGGAAAAAACAAAAUGUCCCCCAAGGAUUUCCAUAUCCGCUUUUGGGGAAAACUUUAAAUCAUUCGUGGAUUGGAGACUACCACAGAGAUGAUUCAGAAUAUAUACAACAGUUACAAAAACAGACGAUAUGUUGGAAUGUAUCAAGGAACUCUACCGACGUUAAUGUUGCGUGAUCCAGAAUUAAUUAAACAGGUCACUGUGAAAGACUUUGAUCACUUUGUUAAUCACAGGCCCAUUGUUUCGGAGAAUCAAGAUCCUGUGUGGAAUCGCAAUUUGCUUUCUUUACAAGAUGAGCACUGGAGAAUAAUGCGCGCGACACUGAGCCCGACCUUUACCUCCAGCAAAAUGCGUGCCAUGUUUAAACUUAUGGAACAAACUGCACAACAAUAUGUUAAUUUCUAUCUGGAACAAAAGAAAAACACUAUAGAAUUGGAGGUGAAGGAUUCGUUGACACGUUUUGCUAACGAUGUGAUUGGAAAUUGUGCGUUUGGUGUGAAUGUAGACUCACUUAAACAACCAGAAAAUGAAUUCUAUUUGAAAGGGCAAGAUGCUACUGAUUUUGCCGGAUUCUUGAAAUCGCUAAAGUUUCUCAUUAACUUUAUUUCGCCUACUUUUGCUGAUUUUUUCAGAAUACGUUUGUUCAAUAAAUCUACAACAGAGUAUUUCAAAACCUUAGUUCGGGAUACUGUAAAUUAUCGUGAAGAGAAAAAGAUUCAUCGACCUGACAUGAUUAAUCUCUUGAUGGAAGCACGUAAAGGAACAUUAAAAUACGAGGAAUCUAACAAUCAAAAAGAGGCAGGAUUCUCAUCUGUUGAAGAAUCUAGUAUUGGUAAAGACACCAAAACAACGAAUAUUGGCAUGAGUGAUGAAGAUAUGGCUGCGCAAGUCUUCAUCUUUUUCUUUGGUGGUUUUGACACUGUUUCCACAUUGAUGUCAUUCAUGUGUUAUGAGUUGGCCACCAAUCCUGAUGUUCAGAAGAAGUUGAUUGAGGAAAUCGACGAGACAUUCAAAGAAAACGAUGGAAAAUUAACUUAUGACGUGCUGAAUAAAAUGAAAUACAUGGAUAUGGUUGUCACAGAGACUUUGAGGAAGAAUCCUCCAUUUAUUUCGACUGAUAGAGUGUGCACUAGGCCAUACACUAUUAAACCAGUAAAUGCUGACGAGGAACCGGUGCAUCUAAGAGUGGGUGAUAUUGUUCUUCUGCCAAUGUCGGGCAUUCAUCACGAUGAGGAAUAUUUUCCUAAUCCGAGCAAGUUUGAUCCAGAACGAUUUUCUGAGGAAAACAAGGACCAGAUUGUACCUUAUUCUUACAUUCCGUUUGGAGCGGGACCUAGAAAUUGUAUUGCGUCUAGGUUUGCUUUGAUGGAGUGCAAGACAUUGAUGUUCCAUAUCUUGAAUAAUUUUGAGAUAACUGUUAUUAAGAAGACAACUAUUCCAAUGAAGCUUGAAAAGUAUCAAUUCAAUCCGGGGCUUGAAGGUGGUUUCUGGCUGGGGUAUCAGCGACGCCAGCAAAUCAGAUAAAGAUUUUUAAUUCGGUGGACAACAUAGUUAAACUAUGAAAAAUAUUGGCGCAAUACCAAAUUUGUAAUUUUAUAAGAAGAAUAUUUUUUUGAAUAAAGUACUAUGUACUUAAAUCAACUUAACAAAAUGAAA